CCUUGGUAACUAAUUUGAAAACGAAUUUGUACAUAUGUAUUAUUUAAGUAAACAAAAUGCAAAAUUCAACAACCAGAUCCCAAGGAAACCAUCGAGAAAACAAUAUAUUCUGCAGGUUGUAAUGAGACUCAUCGCUCCCUUUUAAGUAAUUUUUUCAAUAACAAACUCGGGUCCAAUUCGGUAGUGUCAUAACAACAGAAGUGAUUGAAAACUUAUACAUAGGCAAUGGAAGUGAUUAGAGAUGUUAAAAAAGUGAUCAACCAAGUAUUUGGAAAAGAGAAUAUGUUCGGAUACGAGACAACGCUAGCUAAUCAGAUGUACUUAUUGUACUGCGUCCUCGGUAACGUAUAUUACACCGAUAAAAUACACCGAAAAACCAAACUGGUAUGGUUCUGGAUAGUUUACAUAUCAUGGUUACCAGCUUCUGUAUCAAUCUUACUAUACAUAGUUUAUGGUAGACAAACCGGCGACUUGGUGUUGCUGAUUUACAUUGGAUUUUUACUCGUACUCAUGCUGAUGGAAUCAAUUGUGAAGCCCGCAAUCGCGUUGUAUUGGUAUAGAAACGAUAUAGAGCAAAUGAUUUCGAUGGCUGAUAAAAUACUAGCGAAAACACCAUCAACCACGCGUACGAGUACAUCCGACAAAUAUUUGGAUGCAAAAACUAUCACCAGCUCUAUAUUAGUUGGACUCGGAACAUCAAUUGCAGUGUAUGUAUCAGUCGCUACUAUAGAUGUGAUAUUUUUUUAUCGAGAAGAAAAGGUUAAAAACUAUAUGUACUACCUAGUUCCACUUUCUGGAGUCGAACAAUUCGGGUCAUUCGAAUUUUAUAUAGCUUAUCACCUCGUUUUGUACGGCACGUUUUGGGGUUUAGUGAUCGUUGUCUUGAUGCACCGAGUUAUUUCCGUACCUUGGGCAGUAAUAUGCCAUAAUGAAGCGCAAAGGAUUAUCGACGAGUUGAAUUCGUUGAGUGAAGAUACGGACAUUAAUAUCGACACUUUCCGAAGUAUAGAACCGAAAUGCAGAUACGUGAUCAAAAAAUGCAUACACGAUAUAAAAAACCUCAACAGAUUCAUUUCAACCUACAGAGGCUUUUUUGAAACUUACGCCAGUCAUACCCUUCCCAUUUUACUGUACAUUGAAGUUGUCCAUGCUUUGAUUGCUGUAUCGCCAGAUAUCCCAUUCAUAAUCAGAGUGAGAGAAUUUAUCGUUCUCAUCGUCUCGAUUCAAGAAGUCUACAUAACAUGUUGGAUUGGCGCUACGUUGGAACAAACUACAUCGGAUUUGUCAUUCGCUGUAUAUUCCACACCGUGGUAUUGGUUGAAAAGCAUUCGCAAAGACGUUUAUAUACUUCUAUGCCAAACACAAGCGUCAAUCAAUCCACGAGCCUUGAAUGUCUAUCCAAUCACAUUGGCAACAUUUCUGCGAUUUUGCAACGUUAUCAAUUCUACAGUGAAUGUUUUUCGAGCAUACACAGACACACGAAAAUAGUUAAUCUAAGGAAAUCACUUUGUUCAGUAUCUACACAUUUCUAACCAGAUGAUUUAAAGUUUUUCCUGUGUUCAUUGUUUUGAUGAAAAUUUUCAACUACAAAUUUUCACCGAGUAGGUAUAGUUCCCAAUAUGUAGGGGUUUUCUUGAAACACAUUGUUUGAUCGCGCACAGGGGAACUAACAAUUGCAAGAAAUGAUCCUAAUUGUAAGAUAAAUAUAAGAAUCGCAGAAGAAGCUCAUCAAGCAAUGGAGAAAAUUUUUCUGAGAACUUCACCCCAGAAGCAUUGGUGUGAGUAGAAUAGUUGGUUGCACCCAAAUACUAAUUUGAAAGAUUGCACUCAAAAUGUGUAGGUCUAGGUAGUAGGAACCUAUAGGUUUGUGCCAAACAUGGCCACCGAAAUCAUUAGUUCUCCAUGUCACAAUUUCGGUAAUGUAAAUAUACCUCGGCCCAUUCAUCUACCUAAUCUGAAUUUUCAAUAUACACACUAAAGUAUUGAUGUUAUUUAAUAGUAUGUAAUAAAUGAGCGUUUAGAUUU
Molecule: messenger RNA, 2025 nt
Organism: Planococcus citri (citrus mealybug)
Lineage: Eukaryota; Metazoa; Arthropoda; Insecta; Hemiptera; Pseudococcidae
Exons: 4
Coding region: 226-1488 (420 amino acids)
Biological process (GO): sensory perception of smell; detection of chemical stimulus involved in sensory perception of smell
Cellular component (GO): plasma membrane
Molecular function (GO): olfactory receptor activity; odorant binding
Source: RefSeq, a predicted model, not a curated record